AUGGCCCCCGAAUCCGCUUCCGCCAUGGCUGGCCGUGCUCGAAUGCGCACCGAAGAAACCGAACAAGAUCGCAUCACCAGAGAAAACUCAGGCUUCGCCGCAUUUGAAGCAGACAUGCCUAAACUCACCAGCCGAUUCAGCUUCUCCCUCAAGGACAACCUUUCAUCGUAUUUCGGUCGCAAGAACCCUUUCUACAACAACGUCAACCCAGAGACCGACUAUGUGUGGAUCCUGGAUACUACCGCAUAUCAGAAUCGCCUAGGAAGGUGGAAUGCCGAAUUUGUCGCUGCCUAUUUUGUCAAGAACAGUGGCAAGGAUCUCUCCAACAUCGUCGCAUGGGUCAGUGAGAAGAUCGGCCUGGCAGACGACGAGCAAGCCAGGGCAACCGUCGCACAAAGGCUCCAGCCCUUUGCAGACCAGAUCCUUCCCGCACAUGCCGUCCAAAUUGAUCUACUGGGCAUCAACACCAGACUGGGUCCCAGCGGACGCGACGGCAUCAGCUCCGAUGUCUUGGCUAUUCCAGGGAAUGACUACAAGGACGGCCAAGUCAACAAGUUCAAAGCCGUCAACGCCGAUGCGGCGCCAUUCAACGUCACUUUCGCCAAACCCAAGGGCUGGGCUGUCCUUUCCGAUGUGGACGACACAAUCAAGAAGACGCUCACAUCGUCACCCGUCGGUAUUCUGACCACCACCUUCGCAGAAGAGCCAGAGCCCAUCAAGGGCAUGCCAGAACUGUACAGGCACAUUGUACAAAAGCUCGACAACCCACCCUUCUGGUAUCUCUCCGCAUCACCAUACAACCUCUACCCAUUCCUUCGCAAGUUCCGCGAGCAAUACUACCCCAAUGGCACUAUGAUUCUACGCGAUGCUAGCUGGAUGAACCUUGCCGGCUUCCUCGCAAACUUGACCCAAGGCACCGAGGCCUACAAGGUCGAUCGCAUCGAGAAGGUCCACGGAUGGUUCCCCAAACGCAAAUUUAUCCUCAUCGGCGACUCGACCCAAACAGACCCUGAAUCCUACGGUGAAGCCUACCGCAAGUUCGGCAAGAACUGGAUUGGCGCAAUUUACAUUCGUAAAGUCACGGGUGUGGCGGAGAUGGACGAGGGCAGAAAGAACGACCCGGAGCGCUUCGAGAAGGCCUUCAAGGGUGUACCUAAAGAUAUCUGGUACAUCUUCGAGGAUGCGCAGGAGCUUUAUGCGAAGAUUGAUGCUUUGCCUAGGAUUGAUGCGACUCCAUUCUUAUCUAUCCAGCUACUCAAGAUGGCAGCAGGCCCGCUACACCUGCAGGAAGCCGGACCGAUACCUCUAUACGUCCUUCUCGUUCUCGUUGUCGGCAUCUGCUGCUACUUCUUCUUCAUAAGUACCGCCGCAGUACGUCUCUGGUUCUACAAAGGCGCCCUCGGCCCUGCUCCAGAGAAGUUCAUCGUCAUUAGGAACGAGUCCCAGGAAGAAGACCACCAUGCGGCGCCAAUCCACAGCAAACACAGCGAGCCCGGAACGAGCGCUGAAACCCUGCGGAAGCGACGCAUGACCGUCUUCACACACGACUCGUUAUUAGCGCCGACAGAGACCAUAGCACACAGCACCGCGCUCUCCCCCAGAAAUUACUCCACAUCAAUAAAAACAACAGUCAACCUCCAAGACAUCGAAGACGUCGAAGACCUAAGCGAGUUCACAAACCCGCAAACCAGAGCCUAUAUAGCCGAAGAAUGCCGCAUCUCACGCAUGCCAGCCUUCGACGCCGACGACUGCGGAACAGGCGACUACUUCCCAGACAUCCCUCUCACAAACCGGCCCAUCGAGUCCACCACCACCCAUUCCAACCCCCUCACCCUUUCGCAACUAGGCCUCACACCCACACCCCGCAGCAACUGGCUCACCAUCUCCGAACACUAUAUCGAAUACCACGCCGCGCGCACACACCUCCUCGCACGCAACCGCUCUUCGUGCAUUCACGUCACUCCUGAGGGUGAACGAGCGUGCCGCGAGCUGCUGCAAGAAGUCACGUCUUUCCUUGUGGAGAUGUAUCCGAACCAAUUUCCCCUCCCAUCUAUUCUCACACAGCCACUUCCCACCCUCUCCCCCUACGCCUCCACCGGCCCUCUCACCCAUACGCAAACCUUCAUCCAAACCCGGCCUCCCCGCGCCACUCUCGCCUCAACCCUCCACAUCCCGCGCCCCAUGGACUUUUUCGCAGGCCACAUAGCAGAUCUGCAGCCAACUGAGCUCCUCGUGCGUACCGAGACGCAGAUGUAUGCGCGUUUGCCCAAAUCAGGUGCUGUGAUUGUGACGACGCGGACAAGUACCGAGACGCUGAGUGAGAUGAAAGAUAGGAUGUCGAGUCGGGAGAAAGAGGCGUUUUUGAGGGAGUUAGGGGAGUGGGGGCCGGAGGAGGCGAGGCUGAAAGGUAGGGAUCUGUGGAUUGGGGUUGUGGAACGGUAUUUGAAAGGUCAAAAGGCGUUUAGGGACGAUGUGACGGUUUAUAGUAGGUUGUCGGUGAUGUGA
Molecule: messenger RNA, 2505 nt
Organism: Alternaria rosae
Lineage: Eukaryota; Fungi; Ascomycota; Dothideomycetes; Pleosporales; Pleosporaceae
Exons: 4
Coding region: 1-2505 (834 amino acids)
Cellular component (GO): actin cortical patch
Molecular function (GO): phosphatidate phosphatase activity
Source: RefSeq, a predicted model, not a curated record